GUUCUGCCCGCCCACUUGCGCGGCACGCACGCAUACGCCUCGGUUUCUGCCUCGCGCUGCCGUGGGGGUGUGGCGGCGGGCUGUGAUAAAGCUUGGGAGUUGCGUUGCUAAGCAACCCGAUCCGGACCGUGGCGAGAGGAGCAGAACUACAAGAUAUUACAAAAUAUGCUGUCAAUUGUCCCUAUCAAUGGAGCAUCAUUAUUCUGUUUUGAAGACAAGUAGUUCAUCAAUGACUUCAGUUCACAAUUCUAAAAACAAUUACAAGGGCAGUUCCUCCAAACAAGAUACUUUAGCUGUUACUGCAGUUGCUUUACAAGAUCAUAUUUUACAUAACCUUCAGCUCCAGGAUCUUUCAUUAGCAGAUCCUUUUAAGUCAAAGUUAAGGAAUAAAAAGAACACUUACAAACCUGUGAACAAAGAGAUGGUCAGAGCAGUAGUAGAUACUGGACUAAGAAAAAAGAGAAUUCUCCACACAAAAAAGGAAGAUCCAGAAAAAGAAUAUGUCCUUGAUCCUAAUCCUCCACAAUUAACGUUAGCUCAGAAAUUGGGCUUAGUUGAGCCUCCUUCCUUGCCACUAACAGCAGAAGAGUGGGAUAAAGUAAAGCAAAGAUCUAUAAAACAGGGAGAUUCUGUUCAACCUUGUGCAAUAUGUAGGGAAGAAUUUGCACUUCAACCACAGGUGCUGCUUUCAUGUUCCCAUGUAUUUCACAGAGCAUGCCUGAAAGCUUUUGAAAAGUUUGCAGGUAAAAAGACCUGUCCUUUGUGUAGAAAGAAGCAGUAUCAGACCAGAGUAAUACAUGAUGGGGCGCGUCUGUUUAAAAUAAAGUGUAUUACGAGAAUCCAAGCUUGCUGGAGAGGGUAUAUUGUUAGAAAAUGGUAUAAAAAUUUGAGAAAAACAGUACCUCCGCAAGAUAGCAAAUUAAGAAAAAAAUUCUUUGAAGCAAAGUUUCAGGAGAUCAGCAAUCGGUUAUUGAGUUCUUAUGACACAAACAUAGAUGAGUUUUUUUCUGAAAUUGAUUCUUCUAUAGCUGCAAGUCGAAAUGUGCUUCAACAGUUGGAGGAAAAGUUUGCCCCGUUAAUAAGCGAAACGGAAUGGGAGAAAAUACAGAUGCAGGCAUUUCGGCAAGAGAUAUUUGACUGCCCUAUUUGCAUUAUGCCACUCUGUCAUAUCAUUCAUCCUCCAAAUGUCUUUCCUGAGAACAGCAAUAAUCGGUAUUCUCGCCAGACUGUUCUGCUCUCUUGUUCACAUAUGUUUCAUCAGACUUGUCUUCAAGCAUUUGAAGAGUUUUCCUUGGGAGAAAGACUUGUUUGUCCUUUAUGUCGCUCUUGUUAUCAAAAGAAAAUUCUUGAAUGUUGAUAUAAACAUGUAAACAGUCCAGAAUGAGCUGCAUAAUAGAAUUUUUAAUUGGUUUAAUGAUAGACAACCUCACAGAUUAGAUCCUUGUAAGGUCCAAUGUGAGAAAAAACCUUCUCUGUGGAUGCUGAUGCUCAUAUUAUAGAAAUAAAAGUUAAAUGGGCAUUGUGUUACCAUUUCUCUGACUUGUUGCUUCUCCUUGCUCUCCACAUUCUUACCUUUCUUCUACUCUCUUUGCUUUGCCUUAUGUUCUGUUUUCCUUCCCUGGUCGUCUCCUUUCUUUAACUUCCUCCCUCUCAGAGACAUACUACCCUCUCCAUCUCCUUCACAUCCCAGGAUCCUUUCCCUGAGAACUCUUCCCUUUGACUCCUUUCUUCAUUCAGUGGAUUCCAUCUACAUACUCCCCAGUGGAGUUACUCAUGUUGAACACCAGGAAAAGGCAGAUUCCCUUGAUAGCAGCUCCCAGGCAGUUGCAAAUGCCACUGAUGAGUGUGGAAGGAGAUGCAUUACCUCAGCUCCUUUUAGUAGCUGAAUGCAGCUGGGUUGGCUCCUCUCCUUUAAUGGCUGGAAGCCACCUUACAAGCUCUACUAUAGGCAAAUGGAAAGUAAUGCAAAUUAGCCCUAAAGCAAAUGUGGCUGAGUGGUCCCCAUAGAGGAACAAAAUGGUUCAGGAACUUGUCAUGACAGCGGGACCAACUAAUAUUGUCUAGGUUUAGAAGAGACCAAAAUGCAUUUAAAACCUUUCAGUUGUGGACUGUUAUUCUUGAACUUUGAGUUAAGGCCUAAAAUCCCUUGAUCAAUGUCAUGCACCCAGGAGAGCCUGAAAGCUAAACUUUUGUUAAAAUGUUUCAGAUGCUUUAGGAAACUGACUCACAAUGCCGAAAAUGCUUGUAGACUGCCCAUAUUUAAAUUAGAAUUGUUUCAUGUCAAAGAUUACCGAAAACUACUAUUGAUAGCCUGUGUAUUUUUCCAUUAACUAAAAACUAAAAUUAGGAUACAGGCAUGUAAAAGGUACGGGUUUGCUUUUUGAUGGUUUUGCUAUAUGUUUGUCCUUUGCUUUAUUUGUGCUCCAUGUUUUGGUCCAAAGGGUGUAACGCCUACUGAACCUAUCAGGAUCUCUGCUACUCCCCUAUGAUACCCUGAACUCAAGCUCUUUACACACAUUAAGCCACCCUCCUACAAUGAGGUGGCCUACAUAUAUUAUAGAGGAGUAAAUUGUGAGGCAUGGAGAAACAUCUUACAAAGACUCAAAAGUCCAUUGUUUAUUUUUAAUACAAAUGUUGACAAAAAAAGCACAUUGUAAAUCAAUCACAGUUUGACUUUAUUGAAAACAGAGUUUAAAAAAAUCUUGCUAAAAACACACAAAUUGUGACAUUUCAAAUAAAGCAAAAAGAUACCAAAUCUUCUCCUUUUCACUACUGCAUUGUGAAAUUCAAACCAUCUAAAAAGGCAGUUUUCAUAUAGUUUUGUAACACUGCAAGGUAACCACAAUUGAAAAUUUUAUAAAGCACACGUUUUCAGAUGACCUAAAUUAAAUUUACCUCAAGGAUUGGGUGGGGAGGAUGCGUCUGCUACAGAUUGGUAACAAUUACUUUAGUGCUAAAAACAUUUUUCAGCCAUAUUUUGCUUUCAAGAUACGAGAAUGCCCACAUACAAAAGGUUUUAGUUAACUAAAUUUCUGCAAAGACAGACCUAAAUUGGUAAUAUUGGAAUGAAAGAGCUGAACCUGCAUGAGGAAAAAUGCCCACUAAUUAGCUGAACCUGUACUAGCUGAAUCUGCCACUGCACUACCAUCAGUGCGUAUAUAUGGUCUCUAAUGCAGAAAAGGUGGUAUUUAUAUGACCAUGUCAUCUAACCCUCCUCAGAACAUGUCUAGACAACAAAGUUAUAAGAAUGCUGGUGGCAGUCUGAGCCUUGGGUAUCCUCCCACUCAUGGUAGUGCAACUGGGUUUUUGCUUUUAAAAAAAGCUUAGCAUAGACAAGCCCAUUGAGGUCAGCGCGUGUUUUGCCUGAGUUGGGAAUGCAGGAUUAGGCUCCAAAUCAUUAUUGCAUAUAGAUAGAGGAACCUAAACACACUGUAUUUUUAGUUUGUGUAUAUGUAUUGCUGUAUUGGUCACAGGCUACAAUUUUAAAUCCACAAUCCUAACAUAUCUUCAUUUUCUAAAUUUCUAUACCAAUUGGAACCAAAUAAGACAAAAUAUUUUAAGGUUACCUUUAAAAACUGGGAAAUGGUUGAAUUUUUUGUUCACAACUUUUUAAUUGUACUUGAAACCGGAAGAUUUUGUGUAACUUUUCUAAACUGGGGAAAUGCAUUAGUGUUAGAAAACAUGUUUCAAUUAGCAUACUGUUAAACAGAAUUUUGCCCGUAAGUUUUUUAGCAUGGCCAUCUUAUCCACACUAAAAGCAAUGUCAUGUUUAACCUCAUGCUGUCUGAAAUGUGUUAGUUUGCAUGUUUUCUAAAUUUUCUCCAAUAUAGACAAAGGCCAAACUACACACACACACACAGCAUCACUCACUUUUUGGCUUCUAAUGGGUAAUUAAAGGAACACAACAACAAAGUACAGAAUAAAACCCUUCAUUUCUUGGUGCCAUAGUACGUUUGGCUUGGUAAUCACAACUCUAAAGAGCUGCUAUAUAUCGAUGCACCAACAGAUUAAUUUUUUAUCUCCAGUGAGGUGAGGCAUAUUCAUUAAAAAAGGGCAUAUUACGUGACCAGUCUUUAUUUUAAUGGAAUUCUGUGGUGACAACUGAAUGACCAGACAGUACUGGUAUUUCCAUAGUAUAAAUACUUAUGCUAAGAAACCUCAUAGGGACUACUGGGGGAGCAGAUGGGUAUUAAAUAAAAUCAAAGCUGAUGUCCGGAGCUUUCAUUCCUUGAAGCAAAUGGAAGCGAUGAGAGCACGGGGUAUGCAGGCUAGAGUCCUAAUCAUGAAGGAAACCUUAUAAUUACCUUUAAAAAGUUAUUGUGUACAAAUUAUAUUUAAUGAAAGAAAUAGAAGAGCAGCAUGUUGAGAUGAUUGGUAGAAAUAUCUAGAAAUACAGCAUAAUUAUGUGUUAUUUAAAGACAUUUUAUAUAGAUACAGAUUUUACAAACUUCUCUGUAGACAUCUGAAUCGUUUUCAAAAAUUGAGGUCUCAUAACAAAGUUUCAAUUUUGAUCAGAUACAACUUUUAGAUUGCUCUGGUCCAAAUAUGUUGGGCUGAGAUCAUCAGCAUUUACUGAUAAUACAUUUCUUAAAGGAUUUUUCUUUUAUUACCCUUCAGCCAUUUUGCCCAGCUGGAAUCAACCUGUAGUAUAGUUGAAACAAUCAAAGACAUUUUUGGUCUCAAAUUUAAAGAGAACAAAUAUAAAUCUGAAUUAUUAAUCAAAGUGGCUAAUAAAGUGGCUAUUAGGAAAAGUCCAUAAAUGAACAAUGAAUUAGGCAAGCAAAGGCUGUACAGAAUUUAAGAUCCUAUUUCACCUUUCCUAUUUUUAAUUAAAAAAACAACUUUGUUACUAAAACAUGCAGCUCUUCUUACAAUUCAUAGAUUACUGUAAUUGAAACCAAAGCCACUGUUCUCCUGUAAAAUGCCUUGCAACCAUAUGUAGAUGGUUAUUUUGUGACAUUUUCUGCAAUUCCAUUUAACUUAAACACCUGUUUAUUAUAAGUUAAGGGCCAUAGGUUGACAUGUCCUAUUUAAUCAAAAAUAAAAGCUGAAGACUUAUCUGUAAAAGAAAGGACAGCAAGAGAGUCUUUAGUAGGAUUGGAAAGUGUUCUAGAAAACAAUGGAUUUCACGUUUAGACUGCCUGCUAAUUAGCACAGGUGUAAUUUGAUUUCUAUAUUUGGAGGAGCAGCUCCAGUCAGGCCAAUGGGGCCUCGUGUGUAUAUGGGGGGAAUUCCACACCUGCCUGGGACUUGCAGUUUGGGGGAGGGGGGCAAUGCUCCCCAUUCCCCCCUCCAAACUAUGCCCUUGCUAAUUAGUACCAUUAUACAGCAUACAUCCGAGUUCUGUUUAGAGUCACUCGUUCUCUUAUUUCCCAUCUUGUCUAUCCAGGCAAAGGUGAAAAAUCUUAUGUUUGAAAUACCUAUUGAUGACAGUUUGAAGCCACUGAAUGACAGGAAAUACUUAAGUACAUGAAAAGGAAAAGGGAGUCAAAAUGUUAAGUUUUAAGAAUGCAGGGCCCAAUCCAGAAGAAAGUAUCAUCUGAUUCAUAAGUUCCAUGUACCUAAUGGAAAUGUGGGCUUCUGUUACAUGAAAACUCUGUUUUGGAGGUCAACCAGGAAGAGGUAAAAAGACCAUUCACAUUGUCAUCACUGGUAAUGCAGAAGGUACCAAAACCCUGCAAAAGUGUUUACAACUAUUUUGUAGCUUGGUGCCCUACAAAAAGGUCAGGCUCAGUACCAGUCCACCUCCCCACAGGAUAGUAUUGCCACAGGAUACUCUUUCCUACAAGUAUAUCAGGGACCUCAAAUUUUAAUCAUAAUGUGGAACAUGUAAGAGAUCGUCUCAUGGACAAUGUGCCCUCUUGUUUACUACUACACAGACCACAUCUCUCCCAUUCAUAAUCAUACGACAUCCCAGAGGCAAAUGCUGCAGUUGCUCACAUGGAAGAGUAUAGUAGGAAAAUAUUUAAAAUAUUUGUAGUCUUUUAAUGAAGGGCAGCAGCUGGAAGUGACUAGCCAGCACCAUGGGACAAGCCAGCUCCUCAUGGACCACAGUUCAAAACCUCUAGAUAGCCGUUAGUAACUGCAGGGUGUACAGUCCUCAGCUUCAGUCAAGCCAAAGUCAAAGUCUGGAGUUGUGUGGCAGGGGAGAAGGACAAGCCAAAGACUGACACAAAGGUAGUUCCACAACUUCCUAUAUGCUGGAGUUGGAGAUUUGUUUAAGAAAAAAAAAGGGGGGGGGCAGACGUGGAUGUGGUGAGGGUUUCUCAUAAUUUGCUGAAAGCCGAUAUAUUCCAGGGCUCUGGAGCCAGCAUCAGAACACCGUGGACGUCAGCUGUUUACUCUGUGCGUCCUUGCUGAAUGUGAUGCACUUAAAGCAGAGCUUGAAGUAACUCGGUUAAUAUUCAUCUACAAAGAGAACAUCAGCUCCUGAAAAAAGCACUUUUCUGCCAGUGGCACAUUUAAUCAGUAUAUUUGCACACUUAUUCAAUACCAGAGAUAGUCUGAUUUAUAUGCUACUCUAAGGCUAAUGCCACAUUUAUUUUAGUAUCUGUAAAUACUGGCUUUUUUGACAAGAAUAUCCCUCACAACAUUAUCAAUGACUACAAGACCUUAUUUUGACAUUUGAAAAAGCCAGGGAUCACAGUGUUAAAAGUAUCUAAUUCGUUUUUCCAAACAAGAUGAAGUAUAUUUGUUUAUUUAUUUAUUUAAAUUAACCGUAUUGGUCCUAAUUAUGCACGUAAAAUCACUUGAUAUGAAUGACACGACUUACUGUAGGUUUUAAAAACAGCACGCUCUAGUUUCAUCUGAGCAUGUGUAAGAUACAAGAAAAGAUUCAGUGAUACUCUUUGUGCUUAAUACUUUGCAAUAAGAUGGCUAUUUAGAACACAAUAGCAACAAGACUGAAUUGCCUAGAACAGAUACAUCCAUUGCUUUCUGCAAAACUCUUGACAAUUUGGGCUAAAGGGUAUCAUGUUAUAGUUAUGAAAUUCAAGGAAAAAAUAGGACAGACUGAGAGCAAGUGGCCUUAAAUCCUUAUGUUUCUUUUGGAACAGGAAGGGCUAGGGUUACAUUUUAUGACUAAAUGGUUUAUUCUAGGUCCCCCACAAUACCAUAGGGAAGACAUCAACCUAAUGUAUGUGAACAUUGGCAGAGACUCAUCUAGACAAUCACAUAUUUGAUACAAAAAUUCAUCUUGAAAACUUGACCUUCUCUCCAUUUCUCAUGUGUGCUGUGAUGUAUAUUCAGUAAAUAAGGACUGCCUUACCCGGGUCUAAUUUAGACUGUAGAUUCUUCAGGGCAGGGACCACCUCUUCUCUGGUUUGUACAGUAUGAAGCACACAGGAGACACUCUAAGCUGUAUAUGAUUACAAGAGGCUUCGGGAGCAUGGAGGAUUAAUAUUCCCACAGCUCCUGUGGUUGGUGAUAUUUUUAAAGCUUUAAUAUGGUACUUCUGAACCAAAACACAAAAUAAUUUCUUGUUAAAUUCUUUAAUUUCUAUUACACUAAAACAGUCAACUGUGUAAAAGAUAUUGGAGAAACAGGGCCAACAACAAACACCAUUACAAUCUGUAAACAAAGUUUCCUAUGAAUCCAAAAAUCGUUACUUCUAAAGUAACAUCAUACCAGUUUAAUUUUUACCUUAAAAGGUAAAUACUGAAGAUGUGCUUACACUUAAAAAUCCCACCAUAUUACAACAAUUUUGCCAUUGUGCAUUGAAUAUUGUGCUACCAACACAGGAGAAAGCCAAGAGGUGGCUAACUUAAGAGACUUAAUUCACAGACCAAAAGUGUAUCUUGUUUAUCAGAUAGGAGCAUCUCUGUGCUUUAGCCUCAUAAAAAAUGAGGCAGAUGUUGAUGUCACCAAGAGGUUACAGACCACCUGACUACAUGAGACAAAACACUGGAAGUGCACUGUCAAUAUCCAUUAAUGACUUCUCCAUUGCUUCUGUGUAAAUGAAUUUACGCUUCUGUGAAUACACGACCAAGGUGUUGCAUAUAGAAUGUCAGUUUCAGGACAUUUAAUGUAGACAGUGUCAUAAUACAAAAAGUAGACAUUAAGACACUGUCAGCAGCUACAGAAAGGUUGGAUUUUCUCUGAAGAUUAAUCCACUGUUAAGAACCACACUUAACCUAAACUUUUGCCUUCUUUCCAGUAAACAAUGUCUUUAUCUAAGUACUCUUUUUAACUAAUACAUAUCUGUGACUCUAAGAUUCAAAGCACAACCCAAUAAAAGGAGUGCAAUCAGUAUACUGCAGUGUUUGUUUUGGGAGGGAAAAAUACUAAGACAAGGGGGAAAACACUGCAAGUCUUUCUUUUUUUGCCUACCUACUAUAACUUGUAUUCUUACUAUUUGUGAACCUAUCUAAUGGAGUUUGCCUCCAGACAACUCACUCGCUAAACACAAUCCAUUUUGAGGAAUCGUAUAUAAGCAUGAGGAAUUGUCUGACUUUUUUUUUUUCUUGGAUUAUUGACAGAACACAUACCCCCUCAAAAACAAAACCAACAGUUUCUGAUGUGGACUCACUACUGAGAGAAAGGUGAAGAUCAAAAUUAAGGCAGAUAUCAUCCAGAACUUGAGUAGAAAUUUUUGCUUUUUGAUCUUUAUGCAGACAAUCUCAUCAGGGGAUCUGAUCAAAAAAUCUUACUGAGGCAACUACCUUGAAGUCACAAUGUAACAGAAAGCUGGAAUAUGUUUUAUAAAAUUAACUAACCCUAUCAUAUGUCACAGUUUACCACACUCCUAGUGGGGAUAUGGUACAAUUAUAGUCAUAUUAUCAUUUCCAAAGAUAAAUAGUGAAUAAUUAUAUUAGCAACCUUUACACUUCUAGUGCAUAAGCCCAUACACUCUCAACAGAUACAAGGAAUCAAUGCCUUUACUUAUAAAUCUUCUAAUGUUUAUAAUGUGAAUCCAUAUUCUUUUUUUUUUUUUUUUUUUUUUUUU
Molecule: messenger RNA, 8944 nt
Organism: Malaclemys terrapin pileata
Lineage: Eukaryota; Metazoa; Chordata; Testudines; Emydidae
Gene: RNF32
Product: ring finger protein 32
Exons: 9
Coding region: 188-1357 (389 amino acids)
Molecular function (GO): protein binding
Source: RefSeq, a predicted model, not a curated record